GUCACUGAUACCAAAGAUGGGGCCAUUAUUCCUCCCACUGACACCAAACGAUGGGGCACUUUUUUCCUCCCCCCCACUGACACCAACAAUGGGGCCACUAUUCCUCCCCCCCCACUGACACCAACGAUUGGGCACAAUUCCUCCCCCCCCCCCACUGACACCAAUGAUGGGGCCACUAUUCCACCCCCCACUGACGACCAGUGAUGAGGCACUAUUCCACCCCCCACUGACACCAAUGAUGGGAUACUAUUCCCCCCCCACUGACACCAACGAUGGGACACUAUUCCUCCCCCCCCACUGACACCAAUGAUGGGAAUACUAUUCCUCCCACUGCCCCAUGGAAGGAAUAGUGUCCCAUCAUUGGUAUCAGUGGGAGGAAUAGUGCCCCAUCAUUGUUAUCAGUGAGAGGAAUAGAGUCCCAUCAUUGGUGUCAGUGGGAGGAAUAGUGCCCCCCCAUCAUUGGUAUCCAGUGGCAGGAAUAGUGCCCCAACUCAUUAGUAUCAUUGG
Messenger RNA from Staurois parvus, 507 nucleotides. The record is from the annotation of a GenBank genome assembly. NCBI's taxonomy places the organism in Eukaryota, Metazoa, Chordata, Amphibia, Anura, Ranidae.